Molecule: messenger RNA, 3755 nt
Organism: Rosa chinensis
Lineage: Eukaryota; Viridiplantae; Streptophyta; Magnoliopsida; Rosales; Rosaceae
Exons: 26
Coding region: 90-3716 (1208 amino acids)
Molecular function (GO): protein binding; ATP binding; nucleic acid binding
Source: RefSeq, a predicted model, not a curated record
GAGAGAGAGAGAGAGAAAUCCCCCGCCAAAUCCCAGUAACCCUCAGAUUGAGAAUUCCAGACCUUCUUCUCUCAGUUUGCAAUUAGGCGAUGGCAGCGACUCGGAUUCAAAUCGAGGUCCGUACAUUGACCGGCGAAGCGACCACCGUCUCAGCCUCCGUCAACGACGCCGUUUCAGACCUCAAGCUACUUCUCAACCAGUCCUUCCCUCCCGCCACCAACUCUCCCAAUUUCCACCUCUUCUUCAAGGGUGAGAAGUUGAGGUUGCAGAGUCGAAUAGGCACACACGGGAUUAAGCCGGGUGAGGUUCUAGUGCUGGUCCCGUUUGUUAAAAAGGUGGCCAAUAAUCAGAGCCAGAAAUGUGAUCAAUCUGAUCCAUCGUUGAAUACUUCUGCUAAUCGCUCCAUGUCCAAGUUUGCGAACUCCGCAUGGUCUGAUAUGAUGCAGGACUUGUCAUAUUUGCGUGAUGGUUCGAGUGAUGGAACCCCCAGUGUGUCAAAUAUAGGGAGUUUUAGUGUUGGAGAUGGAAGUGGAGAUUGCUCUUGUGAAGUGAAGCGGAAGAGGGGGUUUGGUUGUGAUGAGAUGAUAUUGGAUAUGUUGUGGGCUAGUAGAAGCAAGAGUGUUCUUGAUGAACAGAAUUCUAGAAGGUUUGUUGAGCUUUUGGAGUCGGUGAAUUGUUUAUCGGAUCCAUAUUCUGGGGACUGCAUGUUGUGGAGAAGAAAAGCUAGCUUACAAGGCUUUGGCUUGGGGCUGCCUAACAGCAAUGGUAAUUCAUGCUUAUGUCCAGAGUGGUUGAAGAAAAUCAUGAAGGGGUUUGCUUUCUUAAACAUUUUUUCUGCACUUGUUCAACUUCAGCAGGAGAGGACAACCUCAACUCUAUUGGAGCAAGCACUGAAACAGCUUGCGACGUUUGGAGUUAAACUUGAUAUGCAGGACAUGGAGCAUCUUUCGGUUAUUUCUCCCAAGGUAGUUCUUUUUGUGAAGAAGAAUGCAGAGGAGACAAGUUCUGGUAAUGCACUAGUUAUUAUUGAAUGCUCGGCAGAACAGAACCAUGGAGACAGAAAUAAUCAUGAAUCUGCUUCGAAACAGAUGGAUGUAUCAAAGAUUGUCAAUGAAUUGAAGAUGCAGGAAAGUUCUUUCAAAAGUAAUUUGUGGGAGGCUGUUGAGAGGUUAAUGUUUAUCAAAAGAAAUGAGAUUUCCUCCUUGGAAGACUUUCUCAUUUCUGUGAAGGAUUGCGGUGCUGCUGCAAGAGGAAAUAAAGUUAAUCAAGCAACGAAAAGCCACACAGCUUCAACUACUGAUUCAGACAAAAAGCACUCUGCAGCUUCAACCUCUCGUUCACACAAAAAGCGAGCACUAUGUCAUAGAACAGGUCCAUUGCUACCAGUUGAGAUGGUUGAACAUCUUAGAAAGAGAAUUGGAUCAGCAACGAAGAUAGUGCAUGUCGAAGACAUUGGUGCUCGAAAUGCCGUUCAUGUGGAAGUUCCACAGGAACUAUCAGAAAAUCUGAGAUCUGUACUUCAUUCUAUUGGAAUCACUCAGUUAUAUAGCCAUCAGGCAGAGUCGAUACAAGCCUCACUAACUGGCAAGAAUGUUGUUGUGGCUACAAUGACAUCCAGUGGGAAAUCUCUUUGCUACAAUCUACCGGUCAUUGAAGCCCUGUCCCAGAGUUCCUCAUCAUGUGCUCUAUACUUAUUUCCAACGAAGGCUUUAGCUCAAGAUCAACUAAGAGCUUUCUUAGCUAUGACCAAAGGAUUCAGUGGUAGCUUAAAUGUUGGUAUAUAUGAUGGUGACACUAAUCAGCAGGAAAGGACACGACUGCGUCAAAAUGCUAGACUGCUAAUCACAAAUCCAGAUAUGUUGCAUGUAUCAAUCCUGCCACACCACCGAAAAUUUGGCCGGAUUUUGGCAAAUCUUAGGUAUGUAGUGAUUGAUGAGGCCCAUGUUUAUAACGGAGCAUUUGGUUGUCACACUGCUCUUAUACUUAGGCGACUUCGCCGGCUCUGUUCACAUGUGUAUGGAAGUGAUCCUUCUUUUGUGUUUUCUACUGCGACUUCAGCAAAUCCUCGUGAGCAUUGCAUGGAACUUGCGAAUUUACCAACUCUAGAGUUGAUUCAGAAUGAUGGAAGCCCUGCUGCUAGAAAGCUUUUCAUCCUUUGGAAUUCUGAGGACAGCGCAAUUGAGGAUAUAUCAUUCCUGUUUGCUGAAAUGGUCCAGCAUGGACUACGGUGCAUUGCAUUUUGCAAAACACGCAAGCUUUGUGAACUUGUUUUUUGCCAUACGCGUGAAAUUCUUCAGGAGACAGCACCCCAUCUGGCAGAGUCUAUAUGUUCUUAUCGUGCUGGUUACAUUGCUGAGGAUAGGAGAAGAAUAGAGAGUGAUUUAUUUAACGGGAAACUUUCUGGUAUUGCUGCAACAAAUGCCCUUGAAUUGGGUAUUGAUGUCGGACACAUUGAUGUAACUCUUCAUUUGGGUUUUCCCGGAAGUAUUGCUAGCUUGUGGCAACAAGCUGGCAGAGCCGGAAGGAGAGAGAGACCUUCUCUUGCUGUAUAUGUUGCAUUCGAAGGGCCCCUUGACCAAUAUUUUAUGAAACAUCCAAAUAAACUUUUUGGAAGCCCAAUUGAGUGCUGUCAUGUUGAUGCUAAGAACCAACAGGUUCUUGAACAGCAUUUGGCUUGUGCUGCUCUUGAACACCCACUGAGCUUGUUUUAUGAUGGGAAGUUUUUCGGUUCUGGCUUAAACAGCGCCAUAAUGUCUCUUAAAAGUAGAGGAUUUCUGAGUUAUGAUCCAUCAUGUGAUUCUGCUGCUAAAAUCUGGAACUAUAUUGGGUAUCAGAAAAUGCCUUCACAUUCAGUUAGUAUUCGAUCAAUUGAAAGAGAGAGAUACAAAGUUAUGGACGAUCAAGAGAAAGAAAUCGAAGAGAUUGAGGAAAGCAAGGCUUUCUUUCAGGUAUAUGAAGGUGCUGUUUAUUUGAACCAAGGAAAGACAUACCUGGUCACGAGCUUAGAUUUAUCUAGCAAGAUUGCUUGGUGCCAAAAAGCUGAUGUAAAUUAUUAUACGAAACCCCGUGAUCGCACAGAUAUUCAUGUAGUUGGUGGUAAUGUGGCUUAUCCAGCUCCAGCUAAGCUUUCCAACCAGUUCUCCAGAACAACUGCCCGAGCAGAUCCUUGCAGAGUAACAACUACAUGGUUUGGAUUCUAUCGUGUACACAAAGGAAGCAACAUGAUAUUUGAUAAAGUUAACCUUGCACUUCCUAAAUAUACGUAUACGUCACAGGCAGUUUGGGUUCCGGUUCCACGAUCAAUAAUUAAAGCAGUGGAGAGUAAACAACUUGAAUACCGUGCAGGGCUGCAUGCUGCAUCACAUGCUGUUCUGCACGUUGUGCCUCUACGAAUCAUUUGUAACUUAUCUGACUUGGCUCCAGAGUGUGCGGACCCUCAUGACGGCAGCUAUUUUCCGGAGAGGAUUCUAUUAUAUGAUCAGCAUCCUGGAGGGACUGGUGUCUGUGUACAGGUUCAUCCAUUUUUUAUGGAGCUCUUGGCUACUGCUCUGGAACUCCUGACAUCUUGCCACUGCAGAGAAGAUGAUGGUUGCCCUAAUUGCAUUCAGAGUUUUUGUUGCAAGUCAUAUAAUGAGGUUUUACACAAGGAUGCAGCAAUUAUGAUCAUUAAGGGUAUUCUGGAUGCGAAUAUAUCUUCUGACUCUUCUGGAUCUUGAGUGAAGCAACUAGAAAAGAAGAAAGAGAUUUGAUUCCCU